CAUUGCUGACGAUGCAUAUAAAGAGGUAGUUUCCUUUGCGGUGUCCGGUGUGUGUGAAUACCUAAUAACAAGCAUGAAGACCUGCUCCCAAUGUUGUGUGGCUGCUCUGACUUCCUUUCUCGUGUGGACAUUAGUGGAUGCUGUGUAUGUGUACAAUGGUGACCCCUACCAGCAAACCAAGGCCCUUGGAGUGAGCAGUCUGGAGCUCAGCAAGACAAGAGAUGGAGUCCCAAUACACACACAAGUGGUGUACCCGACUGACCCUGGAGUGUACGUCCCACUGUUGUUUAUCCCCGGCCUCAAUGGAGUGGUCUAUCCGGAGGUCUACUCCACAGUGACGACACGUCUGGCUAGCUAUGGCUACCUACUGGCCUCAGUGGACCUCUACUGGCCCGUGGAAGAGGACAAUCAUGAGGACGUGGGUAGAAAUGCUGAACUGGCAUUCAAAGUUCUACAGUGGUUGAAGGUUCACCUGGAGAGCCACUACCUGCCCUCAGCUGCCCCUAAUGUGACUGUGGACUGGGGGAGGUUGGGACUGCUCAGUCACUCUCUGGGAGGGGACACUCUCAUUAAGAUGUUAGAGAGCAACAACAUGUUCGCUAAGGCAGUGGUAUUUAUGGAGCCAGGAAGUUCCAGUUUCAAAGCUCCUCUCAACUAUUCCAUCCCUUCACUGUCGACAGGGACACAGCUGUGCACGGAGAAGCCUGCUUGUUGCCUGAGGGGAGACAGCUUUGAUCACUUCUACACCAACAUGCAGUGUCCAAAGAUUGUCAUGAACAUCACGGGGGUGGGCCAUUGCUCCAUCAUUGACGAGGUGGCAUGGGACUUGUGUCACUUGAGCCACUUCUGUAAGACUGACAAGAACUCAGAACGUGAUGUGUAUCGUAGCCAGUUCAUCCCCGGACUAUUGGCAUCGUUUUAUGGAACAUACCUCCAGGGAAACUCCGCCCUCUUACAGUACACCACCACCCCCUCCGACAUGCCUCUACCAGUCAACUAUCUACACACAGACCUAAACUGUAUAGUUAGCUAAAACAUGGGAUAUUUUACAUUGACAAAGUUUAUUAAUUGUAGCAAACACGUUGUUGUUGUAUUUGGAAAUUGAAAUUGAAAGCUCAUGUAUAACUAACUAUAUGAUAUUAUAUACAGUAGAAAUUAUAAUUGAUAAAGCCAAAUGAUAUCACAUGACAGUCAA
Molecule: messenger RNA, 1195 nt
Organism: Halichondria panicea
Lineage: Eukaryota; Metazoa; Porifera; Demospongiae; Suberitida; Halichondriidae
Exons: 6
Coding region: 74-1033 (319 amino acids)
Source: RefSeq, a predicted model, not a curated record